UCAUAUGGCUGGUGCGCGUGGGUUGACGUGCAACGCCAGACUGCCCACUUCGGGGCAGUCUGCGACGGCGAUCGGCCAUGGCUCGGAGUCCACAGCUCAUGCGCAUAUAGUCGCAGAGACGUAUCCAAAUGCAGCAGGCGCCAGCCAAGAAAACGAUGGAGGAAACGGGAAGCAGGAGCCGAGAGGUGUCUCGCGCCUCGCCGCCGGCGCUGCCGUUCGCGGUGCGGCUGCAGGUCACCGCGUUCUCGCCCCUCAUCGACACCAUAAACCGCCGCGACGGCACCGUCAACCGCGGCCUCUACUCCGUCGCCGACCGCAUCCUCCGCGUGCGCGCGAGCCCUCGCCCGGACUCCUCCGGCGUCCGCUCCGUCGACUUCGACGUCGACGCGUCGCGCGGCCUCUUGGCGCGCGUCUUCUCCUUCUCCUCCCCCGUCGCGCCCCAGGCCCCGCUCCCGGUCGUCGUCUACUUCCACGGCGGCGGCUUCGCGAUGUUCUCCGCGCGCCAGUGCUACUUCGACCGCCUCUGCCGCCGCCUCUGCCGGGGCGUCGGCGCCGUCGUGGUCUCCGUCGAGUACCGCCUCGCGCCCGAGCACCCCUACCCGGCCGCCUACGACGACGCCGUGGACGCGCUCCGCUUCAUCGACGCCAACGGCGUCCCGGGGCUGGACGAGGGCGUCCGCGUGGACCUCUCCAGCUGCUUCCUCGCCGGGGAGAGCGCCGGCGGCAACAUAAUCCACCACGCGGCCAACCGCUGGGCUGCGGCCGCGCCCACCCCAAACUCCGUGCGCCUCGCCGGCCUCCUGUCCGUGCAGCCGUACUUCGGCGGCGAGGAGCGGACGGAGUCGGAGCUGAGGCUGGACGGCGUGGUGCCGAUCGUGACCAUCCGGCGGGCGGACUUCUGGUGGAGGGCGUUCCUGCCGGAGGGCGCCAGCCGCGACCACCCGGCGGCGCACGUGACCGACGAGAACGCCGAGCUGGCCGAGGCGUUCCCGCCGGCGAUGGUGCUGGUCGGCGGGUUCGACCCGCUGCAGGACUGGCAGCGGCGGUACGCCGACGUGCUGCGGCGGAAGGGGAAGUCCGUGGAGGUGGUGGAGUUCCCGGACGGCAUCCACGCGUUCUACCUCUUCCCGGACCUCCCCGACACCGCCAGGGCUAUCGAGCGCAUGAGGACGUUCGUGCAAAGCAACAGGACGUCGCCGUCGGCGCGAGAACCUUCUAGCGGGAACGAAAUCGACUGAAAACGGCCAUUCAAAAAUUGAUUGAAAAGAACUUGUAGUCCCCUCGACGUGUCGAAAUUUGGAAAUACGAGUAUAUCUCUUAAGUCCAUUCAAUUGGUUACA
Molecule: messenger RNA, 1340 nt
Organism: Triticum aestivum (bread wheat)
Lineage: Eukaryota; Viridiplantae; Streptophyta; Magnoliopsida; Poales; Poaceae
Product: probable carboxylesterase 18
Exons: 1
Coding region: 129-1238 (369 amino acids)
Molecular function (GO): hydrolase activity
Source: RefSeq, a predicted model, not a curated record